UGAACGAGCGUGUAAAUGCAACGAAAAUAGCACGGUACAUCCAAUAUGGCGGAGCUUUUCGCCAAGUAUAUCUGCACAAAUUGCCAGGAAGAUGUUCCAGGUAUACGAGUGCACUGCGCCGUUUGUCCGGAUUUUGAGCUUUGUCUCGCGUGCUUUGCUGUAGGAGCCGAGAUAGGACCGCAUCGCAAUGAUCAUGCGUAUCAGUUUAUGGACUCCGGUAUUUUGUCCAUCUACCAAGGCAAAAAUGGUUGGUCAGCACGGGAAGAACUUCAUCUGUUGGAUGCGAUUGAGCAGUAUGGUUUCGGUAACUGGGAAGACAUAAGUAAACACAUCGAAACUCGUACACCCGAAGAGGCUAAAGAUGAGUACGUUUCGAAGUUUCUCAACGGGUCAGUGGGGCGUAAUACCUGGACAUGGGAAGUCGAUCAUCGACCGCAGCUAACUGAUCAUACUUCUGAUGAUACCGGCCCUCUUGGUCAGUUACUAACCCAAAGACUCCCACCAAUGGAUUGUACUAAUGAGGAAGCAGCUGUGCUAGGAUAUAUGCCCAAUCGGGACGAUUUUGAGAGGGAGUACGAUCCGACAGCGGAGCAGCUCGUGUGCACCUUGUCACUGCAUCCAGAUGAUGAGGAUGUAGAUAUGUUAUUGAAGUUGGCUCAAGUCGACAUCUACACGAGAAGACUUCGUGAAAGAGCUAGACGGAAACGGGUCGUCCGAGACUAUCAAUUGGUAGCUAACUUUUUCCGGGGCAAUGCCAAACGAGCCAGAAUGACUCGCGAUCAACGCGAGUUCCGUGAACGGUUGCGAACAUUUUCCCAAUUUUACACGUCGCAAGAAUUUGAGCGAUUGAUUGCAACACUAGAGCGGGAGAGAAGUCUUCGCAUACGGUUGUCCGAAUUGAAUCGAUAUCGCUGGAACGGACUACAGCGAAAAGACGACUGUGUCCAUUUCGAGCAGCAUGCAGCAGCAGCACAACACAGAAAUACCGGUCCCUACGGGCACGGGCGUACGGACAACCGAAGCAAAGGCGGCUCAUGCGAAACAAGCAAGGAAUCGUUGGCGCCGCCCAGCUUGCCGAUAGCAAGAAAAAGCGAAAACGACGACCGAAGUUCAAAUUCCAUCGCCCAAAAGCUCACGCACCGCACCGUCGCCCCGGUCUCCUCCGAAGACUCAUUCAGCAGCAAAAACUACUCGGAUAGCUUACGGGAAACGGAUCCUGCGAAACAUCAGAAACAGCCCCGUCGCGGCAACCAGGUGUUUCCGGAUCCAGCUCAGCAGCCCGGCGUACAGUUACUAACGUCAAACGAACUGCAACUGUGCAACUUGCUCAUCAUGCCAGUAACUCGGUACCUUAGCCUCAAAACUGUAUUGCUAGGCAAUCCCUCACUAAAUCACAGCAGCAUCAGUUCUUUAGCAGAGGGUAUGGUGAAAAAGCAUCUCAUAAAAUCGGGCUGGUUAUAAAACAUGUCCAGUGGGCCGAAAUUGAGCAGCAUUCUUACGUUAGUAAUCGUUCAAAUAAUGCAACAAAUAAUUUGUACCUAAAAAUUACUGCCACUCAUCAUUGUUGAAAUGACACAAAGUAAACAUUCACCUUCAAAGGUUCUUUUGUACUACUGGAAAAGUGGUCAUUGGUGCAAACCGCUCUAGCAUUUUUCAAUAAUGGCUGUUUUCUGAAAUAGUAAAUAGAACCUUAACAGUAGAUGAGAUAGCUCCUACAUAAUCAAAAUGUAACUAUACUACGUUUCUGCUUAAAUAUACAGAAAAUUAGAGUGACAACUGUAUUAGAAAACUACUAUCGUUUACAUUCAUGUAUCAACGUCUGAACAUCCGUCAAUCUUCUUAGUCACGAAAAUUUUUAAUGUUACUAGAACGAUGUAGUCUCAAUCCUGUGGGAAGAAUGAUCAAUAUGUAUUCGUGACUCGUACUGUUAGCUUGUUGUAAUGUCUUCACUGCUAUCUAGAGUGGUGAACAUUAUUAUCAAGUGCACUAACAAACUGUUGAUUAGUGUAGAUAGAUAAUUCGAUACCAAAAUAAUGCCAAUAAAAUUCCCUUAUGUGAA
This is a messenger RNA of Malaya genurostris, 2059 nucleotides long. RefSeq names its product transcriptional adapter 2B-like. NCBI's taxonomy places the organism in Eukaryota, Metazoa, Arthropoda, Insecta, Diptera, Culicidae. Gene Ontology annotation, biological process: chromatin remodeling; regulation of transcription by RNA polymerase II. Gene Ontology annotation, cellular component: nucleus; SAGA-type complex. The transcript has 5 exons. The record is from RefSeq and is a predicted model, not a curated record. Bases 46 to 1461 code for a protein of 471 amino acids. Gene Ontology annotation, molecular function: zinc ion binding; chromatin binding; transcription coactivator activity.